UAUACUUUUGUCAGAAACGUUACAAGUAAAAAUUCCACGACUGACUGCCACGUGUAAACUUAUCUCAAAAGGGUCCUACAAUACCAUAAUGACGUCAUCUCUUACACCACUCUCUGAAAAUUUCCUCCGCCUUAUAAAAAAACUCGAUUAUCGUCUUCAUUUAGUGGCCAGCCACCGCCAUGAAUAUUGCUCAGAUUAUCUUCUUCGCGUCCCUUCUGCUACCACUCCACGCAACAACGUUGGAACAUCAAAAUUCGAACGCUGGUGAUGGAGACACCAUCAUAUUCACCACUCUAGGACGAUCCCGCUACGAAUUCGACAUAUUCACCCUCUCAACGACUCAUCCACCGUCCGAUUCCAACGAGCUCCGAAUAACCGAUGGAGAAUCCGUAAAUUUCAACGGCUAUUUCCCGUCUCCUACUCCGGCGCUAAUCUCUCUUCUUCCCGACGAAACCCUAAUUCAAAUGGAAGAUUCGUCUCCUCUGCAUCUCAUCUACGUCACCGAGAGAAACGGUACUUCUAGCAUUUACUACGAUCUAAUUUACGGCGGCGACUCCGAUUCUAAAAUGAAACGACGAUCGGUGUUAGAAGCACCGUCUCGAGUCCAAGUUCCGUUGUUAUCCGGAUUUGAUCAUCAGAGUGGCAUGACGGUAAAUUCGUUUAAAGAUAAGCCUAGUUUGAGUGGUGAGUUUCUUGUCUACGUGUCAACUCACGAAAACUCAGGUGAGCCGAGAACAAGCUGGACCGCCGUUUACUCUACCGAGUUAAAAACUGGGUUAACCCGGCGGUUAACACCGAGUGGUGUAGCUGAUUUUAGCCCGGCGGUGUCGCCUUCCGGAAAUUUAACAGCCGUGGCUUCGUACGGAGAGAGAGGCUGGACAGGGGAAGUUGAAGAGCUUAGUACGGACAUAUAUGUAUUCUCGACUCGGGAUGGGACUCACCGUGUCAAAGUGGUGGAGCACGGUGGUUGGCCAUGUUGGGUCGAUGAGACGACUCUUUAUUUCCAUAGAAGAAGCGAGGAGGAUGGUUGGAUCAGCGUUUACCGAGCUAUCUUACCUGAAAACGGACCGUUAACUACAGAGUCAGUGACUAUACAACGAGUCACACCACCGGGAGUUCAUGCUUUCACACCUGCCACGUCUCCAAACAACCACGAGUUCAUAGCGGUGGCUACAAGGAGACCAGGCUCGGAUUAUCGCCACGUGGAGUUGUUUGAUCUAAAGAGGAAUGAGUUUAUUGAGUUGACUCGUUUGGUGGCGCCAAAGAGUUAUCACUUGAAUCCGUUCUUGUCCCCUGAUUCGUCUCGAGUCGGAUAUCAUAGUUGUAGAGGUGAGGCUAAUGGACGGAGAAGUCCUCUGCUUUUCCUAGAGAAUAUUCAAACCACCACAACAGACCUCUCUCUCUUUAGAAUCGAUGGUUCGUUUCCUUCAUUCUCACCAGGAGGUGAUCGUAUCGCAUACGUCAAAAUGCCUGGUGUGUUUGUGGUGAAGCCAGAUGGUUCAGGGCAGCGUGAAGUGUACAACGGAAUGGCGUUUUCGACAGCUUGGGAUCCGGUUCGACCUGGAGUUGUGUACUCUAGCUCAGGUCCAACGUUUGCUACAGAGAGAACAGAGGUUGAUGUCAUCUCUAUUGAAGUCGAUGCAGCUGAUAAGUCAUCUUCCGUGAGGAGGCUAACGACAAACGGGAAGAACAAUGCUUUCCCUUGGCCAUCUCCGGAUGGUAAGCGGAUAGUGUUUCGUUCGGGGCGGACUGGUCACAAAAACCUCUACAUAAUGGAUGCUGAGAAAGGCGAAAGCGGUGGUCUAUGGAGGUUAACCGAAGGUGCGUGGACUGACACAAUGUGUAACUGGUCACCGGAUGGGGAAUGGAUCGCGUUUGCAUCCGAUCGAGAAAGCCCUGGCUCGGGUAGUUUCGAGCUCUUCUUGAUCCACCCCAACGGAACAGGGUUAAGGAAACUCAUCCAAAGCGGGACAGGUGGGAGAACAAACCACCCAAUCUUCAGCCCGGACAGUAAAUCAUUAGUCUUCACAUCUGAUUAUGCUGGGAUCUCAGCGGAACCGAUCUCGAACCCGCAUCAUUACCAGCCAUACGGUGAUAUCUUCACGGUGAAAUUAGAUGGCUCUAAUUUGAGAAGGCUGACGCAUAACUCUUAUGAAGAUGGGACACCGGCAUGGGCCCCUCGGUUCAUCCACCCGAACAAUGUGGUGCUGCAAAGGAGGAACAAUUCUAGGUGCUCGUUUGAAGACUGUCACUGGCUAAACAAGUACCCUACACUAAAAGGCCGAAAAAUAUCUUGUUAAUAUAUAUGAUUAGAACAGAAAUGUAUCCCAGCGUGUAACUCUACUACUUAUAGAUUUGUAUGAGACUGCCAAUGUAUAUGUAUAAGACUCUGUAUUAAUGAGAAUAUGAGAUCGUUAAUGUAAUAAUAUCAUAAUGUCAAAA
Messenger RNA from Arabidopsis lyrata subsp. lyrata, 2442 nucleotides. RefSeq lists its product as uncharacterized. The transcript has a single exon. NCBI's taxonomy places the organism in Eukaryota, Viridiplantae, Streptophyta, Magnoliopsida, Brassicales, Brassicaceae. Bases 180 to 2300 code for a protein of 706 amino acids. The record is from RefSeq and is a predicted model, not a curated record.